Messenger RNA from Galeopterus variegatus (Sunda flying lemur), 2364 nucleotides. Its product is annotated as toll-like receptor 1. Lineage: Eukaryota; Metazoa; Chordata; Mammalia; Dermoptera; Cynocephalidae. Gene Ontology annotation, molecular function: transmembrane signaling receptor activity; lipopeptide binding; Toll-like receptor 2 binding. Gene Ontology annotation, cellular component: Toll-like receptor 1-Toll-like receptor 2 protein complex; membrane. The record is from RefSeq and is a predicted model, not a curated record. Gene Ontology annotation, biological process: inflammatory response; toll-like receptor signaling pathway; immune response.
AUGACUAGCACCUUCCAUUUUGCCAUCAUCUUCAUGUUAAUACUUGAGAGCAGAAUCCAAUUAUCUGAUGAAAGUGAAUUUUUAGUUGACAGGUCAAAAACAGGUCUCAUCCAUGUUCCCAAAGACCUAUCCCCGGAAAUAACAGUCUUUGAUAUAUCACAAAAUUAUAUAUCUGAGCUUCAGACUUCUGAUAUCCUAUCACUGUCAAAGCUGAGGAUUUUAAUAAUUUCUUAUAAUAGAUUCCAGCAUCUUGAAUCUGUUUUCAAAUUCAACCUGGAAUUGGAAUACUUGGAUUUGUCUCACGACAAGUUGGGGAAGAUUUCUUGCCAUCCUACUGUGAGCCUCAAGCACUUAGACCUUUCAUUUAAUGCGUUUGAUGCCAUGUGCAUAUGCAAAGAAUUUGGUAACAUGUCUCAACUAAAAUUUCUGGGGUUGAGUGCUACACAGUUACAAAAAUCUAGUGUGUCGCCAAUUGCUCAUUUGAAUAUCAGCAAGGUUUUCCUGGUCUUAGGAGACACUUAUGGGGAACAAGAGGGCCCUGAGAGCCUCAAUAGUUUAACACAAAGUCUGAAAAUUGUUUUCCCCACAAACAAAAAAUUCCAUUUUAUUUUGGAUGUGUCAGCCAGCACUGCAGUAAGUCUGGAACUGUCUAAUAUCAAAUGUGUACAAAGUGAUAAUGAAUGUUCUUAUUUCCUAGAUGUUCUGUCAAAACUUCAGACAAACCCCAGGUUAUCAAAUCUUACUUUAAACAAUGUUGAAACAACUUACAAUUCUUUCAUUAGGAUCCUCCAGUUGGCUUGGUAUACACCAUUUAGUAUUUUCUCAAUUUCAAAUGUGAAACUACAGGGUCAACUUGACUUCAGAGAUUUUAAUUAUUCUGACACCUCCCUGAAGGCCUUGUCUAUACACCAAGUUGUCAGCGAUGUGUUCACUUUUCCACAAAGUUCCAUCUAUAGAAUCUUUUCAAAUAUGAACAUCCAAAAUUUAACAGUGUCUGGUACACACAUGGUCCACAUGCUUUGCCCAUCGCGAAUUAGCCCAUUUCUGUAUUUGGAUUCCAAUAAUCUCUUAACAGACUUGGUUUUUGAAAAUUGUGGAAGCCUGACUAGGUUGGAGACACUUUCUUUACAAAUGAAUAAAUUAAAAGAACUUGAAAAUAUAGUUCAUAUGACCAAGGAGAUGAAGUCUCUACAAGAAUUGGAUAUUAGCCAGAAUUCUCCAAGUUAUGAUGAAAAUAAAGAAGAUUGCUCUUGGACCAGAAGCUUAUUAAGUUUAAAUAUGUCUUCAAAUAUACUUACUGACUCUGUUUUCAGAUGUUUACCUCCUAGGGUCAAGGUACUUGAUCUUCACAAUAAUCGAAUAAGGAGCAUUCCUAAAGAAGUCAUGAAACUAGAAGCUUUGCGAGAACUCAAUGUUGCUUUCAAUUCUUUAACUGACCUUCCAGGAUGUGGUGCUUUUCGCAGCCUUUCUGUACUGAUCAUUCACCAUAAUUCAGUUUCUCACCCAUCAGCUGAUUUCUUCCAGAGCUGCCACAAGAUUAGGUUGAUAAAAGCAGGCAACAAUCCAUUCCAAUGUACAUGUGAGCUAAGAGAAUUUGUUAAAAAUAUAGGCCAAGCAUCAAGUGAAGUGGUAGAAGGCUGGCCUGAUUCUUAUAAGUGUCACUACCCAGAAAGCUAUAAGGGAACACUGCUCAAGGACUUUCACGUGUCUCAAUUAUCCUGCAACACAGCUCUGCUGAUGGUCACCAUUGGGGCGGCUGUGCUGGUGCUGGCUGUCACUGUGACCUUCCUCUGCGUGUACUUGGAUCUGCCCUGGUAUCUCAGGAUGGUGUGUCAGUGGACCCAGACCCGGCGCAGGGCUAGGAACAUACCCUUAGAGGAACUCCAAAGAACUCUCCAGUUCCAUGCUUUUAUUUCGUACAGUGAACAUGAUUCUACCUGGGUGAAGAAUGAACUGGUACCUUGCCUAGAAAAAGAAAAUAUUCGGAUUUGUCUUCAUGAGAGAAACUUUGUUCCUGGCAAGAGCAUUGUGGAAAAUAUCAUAAACUGCAUUGAGAAGAGUUACAAGUCCAUCUUUGUUUUGUCUCCCAACUUUGUCCAGAGUGAGUGGUGCCAUUACGAACUCUACUUUGCCCACCAUAAUCUCUUUCAAGAAGCUUUUCAUAACCUAAUCCUGAUCUUGCUGGAACCCAUUCCACAGUAAUCCAUUCCUAGCAAGUAUCACAAGCUCAAAAGUCUCAUGGCACAGAGUACUUAUUUAGAAUGGCUCAAAGAGAAGAGCAAACAUGGACUUUGUUGGGCCAGCCUAAGAGCCGCCAUUAACAUUAAGUUGAAGGAACAAGCAAAAGAAGUAGCUCACACAUAG